GGGUACUAUUACAGGGUUUACGAUGCCGCCUACGAAUUCUACUACCUCAGCCCGCCGCAGUCGGAGAACGAUUGCAUGUCAAAGGUGUCGCCAACGGAAAGUACGGUGCAGCUUGAAUGUCACCGGGGCUCCAUGUAUCGGCUGCACACAGGACCGUACCCAAUGUAUAGUCCCAACCAGGCGAGGACAGAAACCUGAGCGACACGGUGGGCCGGUUCUCCUUGCAAGCCCUCAGAGUCCGAAUCAGCAGACACCAGCACGUAGAGUGGAGCCCCCAGCGUUCCAAGUGCAGCCACAUGUGUCUCUAGGCGCGGAUGCCACUGCAGCUCGCGAAGCGCAUGAUAUCGAAGAUGAAGAGCGAAACGGUGAUGAAAUUGCAGCGGCCGCUUUAGGGCAACCGCGAAGGGUGGGCGAAGUGCCCUUCUAUACAGGAGACCGAACUGGGCCUGUAUCUACUCUGGAUAUCUGCUCGCCGGAUCACUCCUUGCCAAGACACUGUCUAAUCCCAUCGAAUAACCAGACUACCCUGUCAGACGAUGAUCGGGACUACCUCCAAAAGAAAGGGGUCUUCAACCUACCUAAGCCCGACACUUGUGAGAGCCUGCUUCGUGCAUAUUUCUAUCAUGUCCAUCCAAUCAUGCCAGUGAUUGAAGUGGGCUCCAUUUUGAACUAUCAAGAUCAAGGCCGGCUUGGUGACUGUAAUAUUCUACUACUGUGGAGCGUAUUUUUCGUUGCAGUCAAUUUCGUGUCUUCGCAUAUCUAUGAGCAAGAAGGUUAUGUCUCUCGGAAGGAAAUGAAAGCCACUAUGUACUCACGUGCGAAGUGCAUGUACGAUAACGGCGGGGAGAGAAACAAGGUCACACUUCUGCAAGCCUCCCUGCUGUUGGGAUUUUGGCACUCGGAGCAAGACGAACACAUGCAACCUUGGUACUGGACCGGAAUUGCAAUUAACCUUUGCCAAAUGCUGGGUUUACACCGCGAUCCGGAUUCCUUGAGGUAUAAUUCAUCUAUCACAGAUUGUCAGAGACGUUUGUGGCGCCGUCUGUGGUGGACCUGCUUCUUCCGCGAUCGCUGGCUUGGCCUUACUCUUGGUAGACCACUGAGAAUCAAUCUGGACGACUGUGACCUGCCUAUGUCCGUACCGGCGGACCUACUCAGCGAGCUUGAGAGCAUACCUGAAGCCACUGAUGCGUCGUAUAUUCCCCAGGAGUUUCGGAAAUUGGCUGAGUUCUGGGUUAUUUUAAUUGAACUGAGCAAGCUCUUGGGUAAGGUUCUGCUGCUGAAAAGCCAAUCCGUGAAGUCAAAGUCCUCGAUCAAUCAGAUCAAUGCUCUUGAAGCACAGAUUACGCGAUGCAGAUUGUCAGACCAAGAUGAGCAUGGCCUGACUCCUUUGGCAAAGUUUUAUGCACAUCAUGUUCAUCUGCAUUACCAGUUAAGACUGUUCCUCCCCCUUAGCAUUGUCAGCACUAAUACCACGACCAUAGGGCGCUUUUGAUCACACUAUACCGUCCCUGCGGAAUCGAACAUACUGAGAGCCUCGCUCUAAGCCAACAAGAAGUUGAGCAGCAACGCCUGCAGUCAAAGGCCGAUGCUGCGGCAUCAAAGUCAACCGAGAUCCUUGACAUUCUUGUUCGAGAAAAUCUGCUGGAAUAUGUAGGGCCAAUGACACCCGCCCUCUUAGUCCCGGUUAUGCAAACCCACCUUCUCAAUUGUAAAUAUGGCAACCCACUUUCGAGACGUUUCAGCUUCAACAAGCUCGAUAUGUGCAUGGGAGUCCUAGAAGAAUUACAGAAAACCUAUACAGUAGCGUCUUUAUUUCGUGGGAUUUUCAUAAAAGCUUUGCAGCAAAUAUUUCCAACAUAUGCCGCGAGCUCGCCGCUAUCACAUCGGCCUGGUGCCUCUACAGGUGCUGAUCCGGUUGGGCCUCACUCAGAUACUGGUCCUGUUGAAACAGCCAGUGGAGAAUGUAAUCCAAAGAUUAGUGACGGGAUUGAUUCAUCUAUGCCUGCUGGCUUUAUCGAUGCGUUGAUAGAUGAGAAUUCGAUCUUCGACUUUUUAGAUACAUGGAAUGAAG
Aspergillus pseudonomiae is the source of this 2074-nucleotide messenger RNA. Its product is annotated as Zn(II)2Cys6 transcription factor. The record is from RefSeq and is a predicted model, not a curated record. Bases 23 to 1495 code for a protein of 490 amino acids. Gene Ontology annotation, molecular function: DNA binding; DNA-binding transcription factor activity, RNA polymerase II-specific; zinc ion binding. The transcript is spliced from 6 exons. Lineage: Eukaryota; Fungi; Ascomycota; Eurotiomycetes; Eurotiales; Aspergillaceae. Gene Ontology annotation, biological process: regulation of DNA-templated transcription; DNA-templated transcription.